UAUGUCUAAAGGACUACAUAAUGUAUUCAAUAUCUGACCCUUCAAAAUCUUUCUUUAUCGAUACGACAAGUUGGUACCAGAAGAAAUAGAUUCUUUCUUCCACCAAAAAAGUGUUAUUGACCAUCUCGUUAAUUUCCUGAGGGAGUGAUACUAUUUAUAUUUGUCGGCACUUUUGGUGGUGAAGAAAGAUUAAAGGGAAUUAAAUUGGUCGUUGUGAUUUUGGUUUGCGUUCACGGAACAUUGGUCAAAUCACAGGAAAAGUUUCGUCAAGGGAAAUUUCUGAUUCUCAACUGCUUCAGUGAUCCCCUCAAGCCUUUUAGAAGCCUGUAGCAGUUCCGUCCUUCCAGGUCUUGUAUUGGGUUAAGAAAGAAAGAAAGAAAAAAGAGAGAAUUGGGAAACAGAGAGAGAGAGCUGUGUUAUUUCUUCAAAAUUGAUGUUCUUAUUUUGUUUUUUGAAAUGAAUCAUUCUGGGUCAGCCUCUGAGCAGAGUCAGAGAGGAGCAGUUGAAGUCGUAAAAGACAAGCAUGGAAUUCAACAGGUUGUGCUUCAGAAUCAUAGAGGAGCUUCGGUUCGGGUGAGCUUGUAUGGAGGCCAGGUUCUUUCAUGGAGGAAUGACCGAGGUGAAGAAUUAUUAUUCACUAGUAGUAAGGCAAUUUUUAAGCCACCAAAAGCAGUACGAGGAGGAAUUCCAAUUUGUUUUCCACAGUUUGGAAACCGUGGAUCCCUCGAGCAACAUGGUUUUGCAAGGAAUAAGGUUUGGGUCAUUGACAAGAAUCCUCCACCUCUGCAUCCUAAUGAUUCUAUUGGAAAAGCUUAUAUUGACUUGCUACUUAAACCAUCUGAAGAAGAUUUGAAGAUUUGGCCGCAUAGUUUCGAGUUUCGUCUUAGGGUCUCUUUGGCUGCAGAUGGGUAUCUAACCUUGAUAUCACGCAUCAGAAAUAUCAAUUGCAAGCCUUUCAGUUUCUCUUUUGCUUACCAUACAUAUCUGUCCAUUUCUGAUAUCAGUGAAGUGAGGAUUGAAGGCUUGGAGACUCUUGACUAUCUUGACAACCUAUGUCAAAAAGAGCGCUUCACUGAGCAAGGUGAUGCCUUAACGUUUGAGGCUGAGGUGGAUCGGGUUUAUCUUAGCUCUUCAGAUGUGGUAGCUGUUUUUGAUCAUGAAAGAAAGAGGACAUUCAUCGUACGAAAGGAGGGACUUCCAGAUGUUGUGGUAUGGAAUCCAUGGGAGAAGAAAUCUAAAUCGAUGGUAGAUUUUGGAGAUGAAGAAUACAAACAAAUGCUGUGUGUUAAUGGAGCAGCAGUAGAGAAGCCGAUUACCUUGAAGCCGGGUGAGGAAUGGACAGGGAGGUUGGAACUCUCUGUUGUUCCUUCAAGUUAAUGCAAAUGAACUGGCUCUUGAUCCUAAGGAAUUUCUGACAGUACAGUUCUUCCACGUUGAAGGCAAACCAUAAAUAUAUAUAUAUAUAUAUAUAUACACACUAAUAAAAAACCAUGAGAAGCUGGAUUUUUUGUGCUGCUUAAUCUUAACUGUAUUUUCAAAUGUACAAGUUGUUGAAUAAGGGCAAGUUCACCAAAGACCUUUGGUAAGCAGUGGGCUUACUAUUUGUUUAAUUGAAAAUGGAGAUGCAUUUUAGAUUUCUCCAUUGUUGCUGUGAUGUAAAAUGUACUUGGAUUUUCAAGUCCACCUACAAAUUUGUAUAUUCA
Messenger RNA from Ziziphus jujuba (common jujube), 1703 nucleotides. RefSeq names its product putative glucose-6-phosphate 1-epimerase. Gene Ontology annotation, biological process: carbohydrate metabolic process. NCBI's taxonomy places the organism in Eukaryota, Viridiplantae, Streptophyta, Magnoliopsida, Rosales, Rhamnaceae. The record is from RefSeq and is a predicted model, not a curated record. The coding region runs from base 457 to 1377 and encodes 306 amino acids. Gene Ontology annotation, molecular function: isomerase activity; carbohydrate binding. The transcript is spliced from 9 exons.